CCACAUACGGCAUUGAUUGAUCGUUGAUGCAUGUCUAUGGGCUAUGCCUGCAUUGUCUCCGCUCAAUCUAUAUCUCUGGCAUAGCUGAUAAACCCUCCCAGUCGUUCGUGAUUCGCCCUCUAGUUCAUCCGCGUCGAUAAUAGCUGUUGUUGCAAAACGUUCAGUGUCAGAAUGUCGGAAAACCUUAUCAUGCCGAUCCAACAUAUGAACGAACGAGACGUAGGAUGGUGUUGUCAAAGUAUUUUUUCCAUCAACUAUGGCAUGUCAUUAGCAGAUCGAUGGUGAACAACGUUCAACCUUGGAACAUCAAUUGAUUGAAUGUGAGUGUUCCUGAAAGUCACGUGCUCACGCGCGACGCUUCCUGGGAGGUUGGUCACGUGAUAAAUACCCGAGGUUCUCCCGGUGUGUAUCAUGGCCCUCACACGUAGCUAGCUCUCACUCUAGACAAUCACCAAUCAAUGAAUCAUGAAUCACACAGAGCUCUGAGCCAUCCAACCCUUUAUCGUUCUCCCGCGACGCCCCAAAUCAGCUCCAACAAGCUAAAAAAAAUGGCCACGACUAAAGGCAAGAAACCAAAGUCAGCCAGCCGUCAUAUCACAUCAGAAAACUUUGUGGAGAGCUGUGGUGCGAUAUUGUUCAACUUAACCGACCCACAAAACCUUUCUGUUUGUUUGAUACGUACCAAAGUUCACAAAGAAUGGCUUUUAGCUAAAGGCCGCCGUAAUUAUGGCGAAUCAAGAAACGAAGCUGCCAUAAGAGAGGUCACCGAGGAAACUGGUUUUCGAUGCAGUUUGUUUCCUGUCACCAUGCAAACCAGGGCUACGCCACCGGAUGCCGCUGCGCUCAUUGCUGAUAAAGCGCGCGUAUUCGAGAACCUCACCGAACCCUUCACGUGUGAGAUCCGAGAAUACAAGAACCCGAAGAGGACAAAGAUCAUUUGGUGGUAUAUCGCCGCUCUAGAUCCCUCCAAUGAGGAGCUCGAGAAAUUGCCAGGAGAGGCAGACUAUGAGCCCCAUUUUCUUCCUGUCGCAGAGGCCAUUACGACACUUACUUACCAAGCUGACCGCAAGCUCGUGGAAAGAGCUGCUCAAUUGGUCUCAGAAACCCUGAAUCCACUUGAUCGCAAGGAGCUGACCAACGACGAUGCCUCAAACGAAUCUACAGAGAAGAAUCAACAAAAUGGUGGUAAGAUUUAUUCAUUGUGCACACUAUAA
This is a messenger RNA of Periconia digitata, 1214 nucleotides long. Lineage: Eukaryota; Fungi; Ascomycota; Dothideomycetes; Pleosporales; Periconiaceae. The record is from the annotation of a GenBank genome assembly.